Phialemonium atrogriseum is the source of this 891-nucleotide messenger RNA. Its product is annotated as putative short chain dehydrogenase. Gene Ontology annotation, cellular component: intracellular anatomical structure. The transcript is spliced from 2 exons. Gene Ontology annotation, molecular function: oxidoreductase activity, acting on NAD(P)H, oxygen as acceptor. Bases 231 to 668 code for a protein of 145 amino acids. The record is from RefSeq and is a predicted model, not a curated record. Lineage: Eukaryota; Fungi; Ascomycota; Sordariomycetes; Cephalothecales; Cephalothecaceae.
UGCCGCCGCCGACGGCGACGUCGGACUUUGCCAGGGUGGAGGCGCGGGCGCGCGACGAGCUCGGGACCACGCUCGUCUACCACAACCUGGACGUGCGCGACUCCGUGGCCCUCAACGACGCCGUGGGCGCCAUCGCGGCGCGGCACGGCCGCCUGGACGGCCUCAUCGCCGCCGCGGGCAUCCAGCAGGAGACGCCGGCGCUCGAGUACAGCGCCGAGGACUGCGACAAGAUGCUCGGCGUCAACGUCACGGGCGUCUUCAUGACGGCGCAGGCCGUCGCGAGGGAGAUGGUCAAGCGGAAGCAGAAGGGGAGCUUGGUCCUCAUUGGGAGCAUGAGCGGUACCGUGGCCAAUCGCGGGCUCAUCUGUCCUGCCUACAACGCAUCCAAGGCAGCGGUGCUGCAGCUGGCCCGCAACCUCGCGGCAGAAUGGGGCGAGCACGGCAUCCGCGUCAACACCAUCUCGCCCGGCUACAUCGUCACGGCCAUGACGGCGGGCCUGUUCGAGGCCUUCCCGGAGAGGAAGACGGAUUGGCCCAACGCCAACAUGCUGGGCCGCCUCAGCUACCCCCACGAGUAUAGGGGAGCCGCCGUCUUCCUCCUCAGCGACGCCAGCAGCUUCAUGACGGGCUCGGACUUGAGGAUAGACGGAGGCCAUUGUGCCUGGUAAAUGAAGGACCAAACCUAGGUUCGGCAAGGUACUGUACAUACUUCGAGCAUCUUCGCACCAUGUGGAGGAGUUCUGGUUGGAGCGGCGAGCGCGUACGGAUAUAUAUCCUCGUUGCCUGAACUUGAUAAUAAUAAGCCGGGGGUAUCAUUUGGAUUUGUUUUUUUUUGUACGGUAGCCAGUUAGUUUUACACAGGUGAUGACAGGUUUAAUGAGUAAUUCCCAC